AUGAAACGAAUAAUCGGUCGUAUUUGUAGUGAUGAAGAUAGUGAUGCAGUUAAUGGACUACUCAUCUCAUCAGAUAUUAUCAAUGAUGAUAAUGAAAACCAACAAAUUGAAAGGAAAAGAAAUUAUGUGGAUGGUUUGAAUACGCUUGCUGCAUUGUUCAAUGCGCCAUUCGUUGAGAUCACUGCGGAUGGACCAAAUCUAGUAUGGCGAUCGACGUCUACAUGGGGUCACAUCUUACCGAUUGUAUUGUUCGUGAAGAAGGAUUCAAAAUGCGUGUGUGUUUCGAUGAAUAACGAUGAUGCGAAGAAUUUAUUACCGUUACGGAGGUAUUUGCUGUAUGCUGAACAAAAUAUUUGUGUUUAUUCACAGACAUUCAACUUAAUCAUUUACCAAAUAUUGGAUAUAUUCAGUGAAUUUGCAAAGCGUUCAUUAUUUCCGAUUCUAUCUGUUGACGUAAUUCACGCAGAUGAAAAUCUUUGGCUGACAAUAGAUUUGCCACAUUUAUUCGAGCAACAACGACGAUAUUUGGUGACUGAGAAGUGUGUGCGAAUAAAUGAAACUGCAACAAAAAGUGAGCGGAACGAGACGAGAUUGCGUGAUAUCACUGAGGAGUGGUGUUCGAAACGCUUGUCGAACUUCGACUAUUUACUGAAACUAAACGAAUUCGCUGGUCGAGAUAGGGAACAUUCUGAUAAUCACUACAUCAUGCCGUGGUGGGUACCAGAGGAAUAUCCUCGCUCUGUGGCACGAAUUUACGAAUGGACACCGGACGAGUGCAUUCCCGAAUUCUACAGUGAUCCUUCUCUCUUUCACUCGAUCCAUCCAGAUAUGUGUGAUUUGGAAUUGCCAUCGUGGUGUGAUGAUGCGAAUGAUUUCAUAGAAUGGCAUCGCUCGAUGCUCGAGUCUGAUUACGUGUCGUCGAAUUUGCAUCAGUGGAUCGAUUUGGUAUUCGGAUAUAAGUUGUGUGGUACCUAUGCAGUCGAUGAACUGAACGUGCAUUUGUCAUCAGUGCAGAAGAGUCACAUACCACGCACGUCCGGCAUUGUACAACUCUUCAACGUGCCUCAUCCAAAAAGAAGAUUAAACUCAUCAGAGGGAAAUAUAAUCGUAAACGUAUUGGAUUCACCCAAAUAUAAUCCAUUAUAUCGUGCUUUGAACAGUUCACGUCUUGUCGACGAACCCGCUGAUAAUGGAGGGACACUUCAUUUGAGUGACAUUUUCAGAGAUGUUCAGCAGUCGGCGCAGAAACAAAAUAAGCAGCAAAAUGAUUCAGUGCUGAGUAUUGCGGUAACGAUAUUGGAAUUGACGUUGUCGAAGUAUUGUCGUGACUUGUCGCCGACAGCUGCAUUUGAAGAUCGACUGAGUAGAGCCAAGAGGUUGAUUCUGUCUUAUGGAUAUUUAGUACCCGGACACAUCCGUGAACCGCUGAAACUGAUUUUACGAAACGAUCCGUGUGAAUGGCGAUUAGAGAAGAGUGUAUAUAUAUCAAAUUGGUUAUUAAACACGUUCAAUCUGCCAUCGAAAAUAAUGCAUAUUCACUCGCACUUGGUCGAUUUUCAUAAUUUAGCAUACAGACGAAUGUUGUUACCUCGAGAUGAAAAGAAUGGCGAUCUAUUGAAUGAGCAGGUGGAAUCGCUGAUUGAAUGUAUGCGUAUAAACGAACACGAUUUGCGUUAUAACUUAUCAAGUUUAUUCAUCAAGUUACUAUCAGAUCCAACAAUUGCAAUAGCAGUACUGACCAAUGCAUUUGUUUAUCUGAUCUUUUAUUUCGAUUCGAACGACUUCAACGAUAUUCUCUUACCUGUUAUCAAUAAUAUUUAUCACGAUGAGGCGUUUUAUCCGAGUGUUUUGAAGUUAUUGGAUCGACGUUUCUUGAUACAGUUGAGUAUUGCGAUCGGAACCGAAAGUUUCAUGCAGAGUAUCGUUCCAUCAUUGGUACAGUUAUUGUCGUCAGAUCGAGUGUGUCGCAGUGAGAUCAUCAAUUUAGACAUCAAUAUUGACGGUGAUAAGAGUUGUUCGAACGUUAUCGCAUGCUUACUCGAGAUCGCUGUCUUGUACGGUGUUUCGUUCAUAACCGAUCAAUAUCUGCCGUAUUGCUGCGAAAUCAUUCAGCAGACAAUUAAACGCAUCAACUGUUCCAAUGAAUGCGCCUCUAUCGCAGCCGUAUUGCUGCUACAAAACUGCUGCAAUUAUCUGUCUGACAAGCAACUGAUGGAUUAUCUGCAAGAACAAAUUAUCGACUCAUUCCUGCAUCCGUCAGUGAAUUUGUUUUGUUCGGCAGCAGUACAAUUCUCAUCGAUCUCAAUGCGGCGAUUAUUCGUGUCUCGUCUUAUUUCAACCAUUCAUUUGUUAUCGUGUCGAAUUGGUUAUGAAAACGUUAUGAGGUAUUUGUCGUGUACAAUACAACAAAUAUUCAGUACGUUCGAUUUAUUCUACGAAAUUAUUGAUGAGAAUAUAAAAUGCAAAGACAUCGAACGCUCGCAGUUGAGUGAAUUAUUUUCGAUCUCAUUCGCUGAAUUAUUGAUUCGUUUAUUCUCGUCGGUAUGUGGUCAUGCGUUCACAAUCGACAGCAGCAAAUCGAAAUCGAUCUCGGUUAUUAUUACGAAGCUGUGCGAUAAACAGUACAGUUUAUUGCCACGCACUACAUUCGCCAUAAGUUCGGGCAAUAAACUGAGUACGUUGAUCAAUAAUAUCGAUGUCAACAUGCCGUCACAAUCCAUUUCAAAUUUUGAUCCGUCAUCCGAUUUGUCAUUGAAUGAUAAGAUGACGCAUUCGUCAUCGUCACAAAUGAACGCAAACUGCUCAGCGCAUUACCGUGCGAUUUUAUCGCUCUCCUCGGCGCAACUCAUACCCUUCAAUCAACUCUCAAUCGCCUCCUUUAAUGAGCACUCAUCAGCCAUACGUCGUCUCGCCGUUAUGCCCAAUGAAAAUUGCUUCGCGUCUGCAUCUUUUGACAAAACCAUCAAAUUGUGGUCUAUUAAAUACAAUCAGCUGCGUGGACAGCGUUCUCAGUGGACUUAUCGUCAGCAUACAAGACCGAUUCUCGAUCUUUGCCUGUUACCAUCGAUUAAUCUGAUUGCAUCCACCGAUUCAUCAUUNCACAUAUGGGAUCCAUUUCGGGGCUCGAUCGUGUCGCAGUUCGACUGGCCACUAGUUGGUGAUUCGGCCAUCACGAAUAUCGCCACCUUGGAUAGAUCUGUUGUGAUCACUUCGGCUCCAAUUGAUAAUUCACUCCGGUUGAUCGAUGUGCGUGCGGGUCGAUUUUGUUAUCGUUUGUAUGCAUCCGAGUCGAUUCACACACUGAAAUGCCUGGCGCAUAAUUCAUCGAACAGUACUAUCAGGUGUUUUGCAAUAUCACCAAAUCAAAAGUACUGCGCAGUUGCUCUGUCAAACGGAGUACUUUCGAUAGUGGACAUUCGAAGUGGUUGUGUGAAGUCGAUUUCGAUGCAUAUCCAUUCGGAUACAAUCGAGCCGUCGGGUCGUAUCAAAUUAUUCAGUGUAAAUAUUAAUAGCGGUAAUGCUGCUGACAGUAGUGAUAUUAAUCAUAAUGUUGAUAACAAUAAUUGUGUUGAACUCACUUUAGAAACAAAAUUGAAAUCCGAUCUCAUCAGUGGUUCACUGAGUUAUGUCUCGUUUUUAGCCAAUAAUAAAAUGUUCCUUUUUGGUUCGUCUAUUGGCAAUAUUAGUUUAUUAUGUUGA
Anisakis simplex (herring worm) is the source of this 3699-nucleotide messenger RNA. The record is from the annotation of a GenBank genome assembly. NCBI's taxonomy places the organism in Eukaryota, Metazoa, Nematoda, Chromadorea, Rhabditida, Anisakidae.